This is a messenger RNA of Serendipita indica DSM 11827, 1872 nucleotides long. The record is from the annotation of a GenBank genome assembly. Lineage: Eukaryota; Fungi; Basidiomycota; Agaricomycetes; Sebacinales; Serendipitaceae.
AUGCUCACCCUUUCUCUGCGGCAAAAGGAGGCCGGGAGGAGCGUUGAAGAUGCCGUUCGUUGCAUCUCAAGAGGAGAUGCGCUUGUAGAGACGUGGAAUCUCUGUCGAAAGAUUGCGGUUCAUCUCCAAAGCGGUUCUCGGCUUGAGAAUCUCGUCGAGCGCCUGGGGUAUCUUGCAAUGAGGGACCAGUCUUGCCAAGUUUCGCGGGGUCUCGAGCGAAAAUCGCACAAAAAGACUCAACCCGAGCAAUGCAAUAUCAGCGUACCCACCGUUCUAGAGCCUCAUUUUCAUUCCUUUGAACCCAUUUCACUCCUUUCUUCACCAGAAUCUAUCCACGCGCCUCAUAUAGCCAUCACCCUUACUUACGAACAGUCACGAUCCCCUCACGACAUCUCUAUCAACGAUCUUACGACCUCUCAUGAACAAAUCACGGACCCAAACGAGCUUUUCAUCGUUCCUAACCCCAUUCUUCCACCCACCCCGUCUUCCCUCCGAACCAUCCACGAAGAUGCGAUAGAAAGCACAUUCGAGCGCGAUAAUCACAACUACCAGCCACCUUCUCCUGUCGUUUUUUUCAAUCCCUUUGCCCGACCGAGUGUCAGCCCUCAGGUUUAUUCCCCACCCGCAACGCCCGCUGUGCACAUGGAUUCGCUCCCGCCUGAUUUGAAUGCCCAGGAAGAAGAAGAGGCCAUCGCUUCGAAUCACGAUCCCGUGAAUCUUACAGGCCGAAUCAAGAAACUCAUGGACCCCCCGAUUGCGCUGGGUGGGACCUCGGACAUUUUCUAUGGUGAAUGGCAAGCUCCUGUGCCUAAAAAGGUACAAUUCAUUACCCCUAUGAAGACGUCCACUGAACGAUUCAAGGUUGCAGUGAAAUUAUUACGGACUACAAACAAGAACUGCAUUGAGACGGUUCGAAGAAGGCUGAGACGCGAGAUGAGACUCUGGUGGAAGUGUCGACAUCGCAACAUAAUCCCGUUGUACGGCUUUGCUUCCGACUUUGGGAAUAUGGACGCAAUGAUCUCACCUUGGAUGAAGAAUGGGUCUGCGCCGGUGUACAUCAAGGCCAACAAAUGUUCCUGGGCGGAGCGCUUGAAACUGCUAAACGAUGUUACUGCCGGCCUCAAAUAUCUUCAUCACUUUGAGCCGCCAAUAAUCCAUGGUGAUCUCAAGCCGAUGAACAUUCUCAUAUCGGAUCGAAAUGAUGCCUGCCUUUGCGAUUUUGGACUGGCAAGGGUGAUCCAGAGUGAUGGCGGCCCGUCUGGAUUCACUACCUCCAAUUUUGCAGGGUCUGUUCGAUACAUGGCACCAGAGUUGCUGAACCCAGAAGACGAAGAAACAGUGCCGCUUGUUGACGCUGCUAGUGACAUUUAUGCUCUCGGUUGUGUCGGCCUCGAGCUCAUGACGGAUCAGAUUCCAUACGCGAAUCGUACUCUAGAUGCUCAGGUCAUCCACGAUGUUGUCGUCAGCAAGUCGCCUCCAGCCAAACGAUCCCAAUGCUCGAGCCUUUCGAUAGUUUCGGUAUCGCAUAACAAACUUUGGGACCUACUCAAGUGGACAUGGAAUCGAGAGCCGACCCAGCGUCCGAAUAUCGAUCAAGUCGGCCGAAUGCUGGUUGAAUGUAGACCACAACAAGGCCCGCUACUUGCUGCCGAUAUCUCAAAUGGGCCACAUCAAAGCCUCGCUGGACAGAAACGAUACUCGCUCGCGGUGCCGACAUCUAGGUCUAUGGCAACGGUACCAGCAAAGAGGGGUUCUGGAGAGUCUCUUUCGAAGCAAAUUCCGCCAUUGUCUGUGCUUAGAUGGAGAGCUCAUUCGGAUCGUGCUCCAAACCUGCCAUCUCGUUCUGGAUACGGCGUCACAUCCAGCCGAUAA